UAUGAACUAUAAUUUUAGACAGACAGUAGAGAUGGAAUCUAAUUUUUGGACUGGCCAUAAAAAUGAGGAUGAAGAAGAAUUCUUGCUUGCAAAUGUUGUGGCACUAAGGAGUCAGCUAAAGGAAACCGAGAGAAGUCUGCAAAAUCUAGGGGAAGAGCUUUCCAGUUCAAGUGAAGGUUCUCACUGCAUUUCCCAUUUCACUAAAAUUGUGGGACUGUCACUGGAAGAUCUUAUUCAACCUGAUUGCAGUGAAUAUCAAAAUUAUUCAGGUCAGAAGAGUGCUUGUAAAGCAUCCCACCAGGACAGGACUCCUCAAAGGAAAUCCAAAACCAAAUCUCACUCCGUGUCUGCUGCUUUUAAUAAAAGCAUGGAAAAGAAAAAGGAAAACGAACAUGUUAAAGAGAAGCUGAGUAUACUUCAUGAGCAAAAUUCAUCUCUUGUUUCUCAGAACUACUGCCUAAUGAAUAAAAUUGAAACUAUCAACUUGGAACUAGCUCAGUCAAAAACAAGAAUCUCUCUUCUUGAAUCAGCUUUAGGUACUCAUUCCGUCAAUAUUCCUUUGUUAGAAGAACAGAUUGUAAAUUUGGAAGCGGAAGUUACAGCUCAAGAUAAAGUUCUGAGAGAUGCAGAAAAUAAAUUAGAACACAGCCAGAGGAUGGUGGUGGAAAAAGAGCAUAUAUUGCAGAGGUUUAAAGAGGAAUGUAAGAAGUUGAAAAUGGAUUCAGUUGAACAGAGCAAGCAAAGAAAGAGAGCAGAACAGCAAAGAAAUGAAGCUUUGUUUAAUGCUGAAGAACUGACUAAAGCUUUUAAAAAAUACAGAGAGAAAAUAACUGAAAAACUAGAAAAGGUUCAGGCUGAAGAAGAAGUUUUAGAGAGAAAUUUAAUUAAUUGUGAAAAAGAGAAAGAAAAAUUGCAUGAAAAAUGUGUUGCUUAUAGAAAUGAACUUGAAAGCACAGAAGAACAAUUAAGACAAAUAAAAGAAGAGAAUCGCAGCACAAGAGAAGAAAUUAAGUGCCUAGAAGAAAAAAACACUGAAAUUGUGUCAUUGCUGACACAGUCUAAACAGAAGAUCCUUAAGCUUGAGAGUGAACUUACUGACAAGGAAGUAAUACUAAAAGAGAAAAAAUCCCUAAUAAGUGAAAAUGCAGAGCUAAAAGCACUUACUGCACACCAGAAUGAUCGCCUGAAGUUAUGUCACCAAGAAAUUGAAGAUUCAAGAGAAGAGCUGGGCACUUUGGAAAGUAUUAUUUCCCAGUUGUCAUUGAGUGCAUCUGAGGAGUUUAAAUUGCAUCACUCAAAAUGUCAGCUGCUCAGUUCCUCCACAAAAGAAGCUAACAGCGCCUCUUGUUGUGAAUCAAAUAAAUCCCAGAUUGCAGACCUCAGAAUUAAAUUGGCAAUGAAAGAAGCAGAAAUUCAAAAGCUCCAGGCAAAUCUAACUGUCAGCAAAGUAGUUCAGCAUCUUUCUGAUGAUCAGGAAAAAGAAAAUGGCAGAUUACAUGGCCUAGAGACAGAACCUGUAAAACUGACCGGAAAUAGAUCAGAGGUGCAAAGAUGCCAACAGCUGGAGCUCAUCAGCAAACAAUUUGAAAAGGAGAAGCGAAGAUAUACUAGAGAGAUAGAAGAACUACAUGCUAAGCUGACAAAUGCAAAAGAACAGAAUUCUUCCUUAAAGACCAGCAUGUCCCAGAGAGCCAGUCAGUUUCAAAUCAUACAGGAAGAACUGCUAGAGAAGGCUGCAAAAACAAGUUGCUUAGAGAGAGAAAUAACAAAAAAAUCCUCUCAGCUUUCUGCACUUGAAAAGCAGCUGGAAGAAAAGACAGUUGCUUUUUCCACUGCUGCUGCCAGAAAUGCUGAACUGGAACAGGAACUUAUGGAAAAGAAUGGUCAGAUUCGUAACUUGGAAACAAAUAUCAAUAAAGAACAUGAGCACGUAACUAUUACAUUUGAAAAAGCAAAGUUAAUUCAUCUUGAACAGCAUAAAGAAAUGGAGAAACAGAUUGAAAUACUUCAGACACAGAUGAAUAAGAAACAUGAGCAAUUUAAUGAGCAAGAGAAGACAAUGUCCAUUUUACAACAAGAUAUUCUGUGUAAACAACAACACAUUGAAUCAUUGGAUCGGAUGCUGAUAGAAAGCAGAAAGGAAAUGGAAAAGCAAAAUAUCAAGAAAGAUGAAGCUUUGAAAACUUUGCAAAACCAGUUAACUGAGGAAAUGGUCAAAGGCAGACAACUUGAAUCAGCUCUAGACCUCUGUAAAGAAGAACUUGCAGUAUAUUUGAGUCGGUUAGAUGAAAAUAAGGACUCAUUUGAAAAACAGCUAAAGAAGAAGUCUGAAGAGGUGCAAAGGUUACAAAAAGAAAUAAAAUUAAAAAAUCAAAAUCUUCAGGACACAAGUGAACAAAACGUCCUCCUACAACAAACUUUGCAUCGGCAGCAGCAAAUGUUACAAGAAGAAACCAUUAGAAACGGAGAGCUAGAGGAUAGCCAACUUAAACUUGAAAAACAGGUAUCUAAGCUAGAGCAAGAACUUCAAAAACAGAGAGAAAAUUUAGAAGAAGAGUUGAGAAAAGCAGAAGGGAAACUCCAUAUAUCUUCUCAGGAAGCAGAUUUAAAAAGACAGAAAGUCGCUGAACUGACUAGUACAAUCAGGCAGAUUAAAUUAGAGAUGGAUCAAUGCAAAGAUGAACUUAUUGAUAUGGAGAAAGAACUAAUACAAUUAAGAAGAGAUGGUGAAACAAAAACAAUGCAGCUAAAUCAGUUAGGAAUUACUUUGGAGCAGUUGCAGUCAGAAGUAAAUAAAAAAACAAACCAAGUGACUGAGUUAGAAGAUAAACUGCUUCAGAGUGAGGCUUGUUACAAGAAUGCCUUACAGAAAAUAGCAGAGCUGGAGACUGAAUUACAGAAUGCCCAUGGAGAGUUAAAAAUCACUUUGAGACAACUACAGGACCUGAGAGAGAUUCUUCAAAAUGCACAGUUAUCACUGGAGGAGAAGUAUGCUGCUAUCAAGGAUCUGACAGCUGAGCUUAGGCAGUGCAAAGGUGAAAUUGCGGAUAAAAAGCAAGAACUUCUUGACAUGGACCAGGCACUGAAAGAAAGGAACUGGGAACUGAAACAAAGAGCAGCUCAGAGAACAUUGCUGAUACAGAGCACUCAUGUAGUCACCAGAGUCUAUACAAGUGGCUACUUCAGACUACUGCUUAGUGAAGCUGCUAAAAGGGUUACACAGUUAGAUAUGACUAUUCGUGAACACAGGGGAGAAAUGGAGCAGAAAAUAAUCAGAUUAGAAGGCAGUUUGGAGAAAUCUGAAUUAGAAAUUAAGGAGUGCAACAAACAGAUUGAGAGCUUAGAUACCAAACUACAACAUUCUAGAGAUGAGCUUCGUGAAAAAGAGUUUGAACUGCUGCAGAGAGAUCAAGAAAUAAAUCAACUGAAAAAAGAAAUUGAAAGAAAACAACACAGACUCACAGGUAUUGAAAAGACAGUGAAAAACCAGGAGAAGUGCAUUGCAGAUCAGUACAAGGAAGCACUAGAUUUAGGUCAACAAUUAAGGCUAGAACGAGAACAGAUGCAGCACAUUCACUUGGAUCUGCUGGAGACUCGCAGGCUGCUGGUUCAAGCUCAAAGAGAAACAGACAGACUUUCGCAUGAACUGGAAGAAGUGAACCAUCUUUCUCAAGAAAAGGAAGCUCGUGCAAACUGUUUGGCAGAAGAACUAGGUGCUGCUCAAGCGCAUGAAGCCCAGUUAGAAGCAAGAAUGCAAGCAGAAAUAAAAAGGCUUUCAGCAGAAAUAGACUCAUUAAAAGAGGCUUAUGAGCUGGAGAAGCUUGCUCAUCAAACAGACCAGGAAAAGUGGUAUGUAUCUAUAGACACCCAGAAAUCUGGCUCUCAGCAUCUAAGUGGGCAGUUGCAGCAGCUGAAGCUGGAGUUAGAAGAGGCUCAAGACACUGUCAAUAAUCUGCAGCAGCAGCUUCAGGCCAGAGAUGAAAUAGUUCGUGCUGCAAAUGAAGCACUACUUGUGAAGGAAUCUCAAGUAACAAGAUUACAGACCAGAAUUGCUGGGCAUGAACGAACAGAAGGUAUCAAGCAGCUACCAAUACCGCUUGUAUUAUCAACUCAUGCAUUGUUCAGUAAUCAAGAACAGGAUUCUUCCAGAUAUUCUCAUGCUUCAUAUUUUAAACAUAGAAAACUACGUCGAUCUAUAAGUGCUAGUGACUUAAGUGUUAAAGAUAGCAAUUCACUAGAUCUGUCAAAAAGCACAUUAGAUGAUUUCAAACAAAUACUGAUGUUACAGUCUUCAGUGAUUCAAGACGGUCAAAAGGAUUUUUUUCAUACAACAAAUAGGUUGAAUGAAUCUUCAUUUGAUCCCCUGACAUUUGCUUUAGAUGAAGAUAUGGCUUCUGACUGUAAUGACUUCCAAACUCUUAGUGGAAUGCUAAAAUAUAUCAACAAAGAAAUGAGGAAAUCUGAAAAUGCUUCUACACAUGUAUCGAUCAAUGCGAACUCAAAGGAAAAACAAGCAUGUGCUUCUGUGAUAGGGGACAAAGAUUAAGAAGAAAAGAUACCAUCAGUCUGACAAGCAAUAAAGCCAAAAGUGGAAUUAUUUCCAACACAACAUAGAAUUUAAAGAGGAAGUGUUAAUAUAGUAAUGUGUAUAUAUUUUAAUGUAUUUUUGUUGGCUGUAAAUUGCAACCUUUUUAUUUUUCUAAAUUUAUUAUUAUUGUUCUGAAAUAAUUUGUAUAGUAAUUCUGUUUUGGAAAUAAACUUAUUUUUUAAGGUUUUGUUGAGUUCUGGGGAUAAAUAUAAAUUGUCCAGACUUACUACAGCUUUCUAAUUAGUUGCCUUACUCUUUUUAUAUCUAAUUUCUACCUAAAAGUGCUAUUAGGUAUUUAAAAACUUUAUUUUCUUUAUACUGUAAAUGAACUGUCAUUAGUAAGAAUUUUUUUUCCCCACUAAGCUGACAAAUACUAAGGGGUUCUCAACCCCUGGCCUGUGAGCCAGAUCCAGACACUGGGCCAUGUCAUCUGGCUCACAGGGCUCACCACAGGUCCAUGGGGAGCCCCAUGGCCAUAGCUCUGUGUGUAUAAUCUGGUGCACAGGGCCCAAUCCUGGCACUCAGGAUGGAGCAGGGCCCCAAACUUCAAUCCUGGUAUGUGGGCAUGGUGCAGAGUCUGAGUUGGCCUGCAGAUCGACCACAUGCUAUUCGUCUGCCUGGGUGGCCAAAACCUAGAACACUACUGCUUUAGGCUUGAUCAUAAUGUUCAUUUAUGAUCAUAAACAUCACUAUUACAAAUCUUGCUACCACAAAUAGUUUCAUUUACAGUUUACUUCAGAAUAGGUGCUAAGGAGAAUUCUGCAGUAACGGGCCAUUUUUAUGGUCUAAUUCUGUGGUAAAGAGAAGAUGUGCCCUCAAUGAAAACAGGGUAACCCACUAUGGCUUAGCUUCCAUUAGUAAAUGACAGGGUAAGAGUGUGUACGUUUGGGCUUUUACCAUGGCCUACUGACACAGUCAAGCCCUGGUUCUUUUUACUUCCACGAUAAGUUAUUUACUUCCAUACUCUUGGAACUUGGUCAUUCUCUAGCUGAAGCCCAUGAAAAAGCUUCCAUUACUUUCAGUAAAAACAAGUAUGUAUCUCAUUUUUAUAAACUGUAAUAAAAUUAAUUGUUUUUUGCU
This is a messenger RNA of Alligator mississippiensis (American alligator), 5668 nucleotides long. RefSeq names its product coiled-coil domain containing 18 (gene CCDC18). The coding region runs from base 2 to 4546 and encodes 1514 amino acids. NCBI's taxonomy places the organism in Eukaryota, Metazoa, Chordata, Crocodylia, Alligatoridae. The record is from RefSeq and is a predicted model, not a curated record. The transcript is spliced from 29 exons.